ACAUCGAUUGUUCGCUUGACCUUACCGGCCAAAGGGAGAAGAAGAAAGACGAUAAGGAAGAGGAAGUAAAAGACGAGAAAGACGCAGUCAAGGAGAAGAUGAAAAAUCGAGAGGAGAAAAAGCAAAGCGAGGUGACUUUAUCUGGGCUUUUGAACUUUAUUGAUGGAUUAUGGUCAGCUAUUGGUGGUGAAAGGCUUAUUGUUUUCACAACCAACUUUGUGGAAAAGCUUGACCCUGCUUUAAUUCGGAGGGGGAGGAUGGACAAACACAUUGUGCUAUCAUACUGUUGCUUUGACUCCUUCAAGGUGCUUGCAAAUAAUUAUCUAGACGUUGAAUCUCAUGAUCACUUUCCUGAGAUUCGCCGUUUAUUGGGGGAAACUAAUAUUACUCCUGCUGAUGUUGCUGAGAAUUUAAUGCCCAAGUCUUCUAAGGAAAAUGCAAACACUUGUUUGGAGAGAUUGAUUAAAGCUCUUGAAACAGCAAAGGAGGAGGCAAAAUUGAAGGCUGAGGAAGAAGAGAGAGAAAAGGCUGAGAAGGAGAAAGAGGAGAAAAAUAAAGAAGCAGCUGCUGAAGAAGCCAAUAAUACUGAUACAGUGAACGAAAAUGGGAAGUCUGAGAGUAAUAUUGUCAAGGAAAAUCCAGAGGGUAAUGUUGCUAAGGAAAAUGGUAAAUCAGAAAAUAAUGGUGUCAAGGAAAAUGAUGAUAUUAGUAAAGGCUGA
This is a messenger RNA of Nicotiana tabacum (common tobacco), 719 nucleotides long. RefSeq names its product AAA-ATPase At3g28580-like. The record is from RefSeq and is a predicted model, not a curated record. Gene Ontology annotation, molecular function: ATP binding; ATP hydrolysis activity. Lineage: Eukaryota; Viridiplantae; Streptophyta; Magnoliopsida; Solanales; Solanaceae.